GGUGGUGAAGAAAUAAACCCUUGCUUUGAGUCGUGGUCCAGAUACCAUACACGUUAUUGCGUACGCGCAUGCGUGCGUACGUACGUGUCUGUGUGCGUUUUAUGUCAUCGCAACCGGUGCACUUCCUACAUCCGGGUAGGCGAUUUGUUGUUGCAGGUGCAUCUGUGUAUCUUCUGACACCUCAUUACUCGGAAGAUAGCCAUGAUGCUCGGUGGCCGUGGGCUGGGAGUGUUGGUGCAGAUGUUGUGUGCACAGCUGCUCUGGGGCCGUGUGUGGGGCUCUGAGCUCACCUUCGAGUUGCCUGAUAACGCCAAGCAAUGCUUCUACGAGGACAUCACCAUCGGGACGAAGUGCACCCUGGAGUUUCAGGUUGUGACCGGGGGCCACUACGAUGUCGAUUGUCGCCUGGAGGAUCCGGACGGUACAGUUCUCUACAAAGAAAUGAAGAAGCAGUACGACAGUUUUACGUUCACUGCUGCAAGAAAUGGAACGUACAAGUUCUGCUUCAGCAACGAAUUCUCUACCUUCACACACAAGACUGUCUACUUCGACUUCCAAGUCGGCGACGAUCCUCCACUUUUCCCCAACGAGAACCGAGUGACCGCUCUGACACAAAUGGAAUCGGCGUGUGUCUCCAUCCACGAAGCCCUGAAGUCUGUGAUUGAUUACCAGACCCAUUUCCGACUGCGGGAGGCGCAGGGGCGCAGCAGAGCAGAAGAUCUGAACACCAGGGUUGCCUUCUGGUCCAUUGGGGAGGCGUUUAUACUCCUGGUGGUCAGCAUCAGUCAAGUCAUCCUGCUCAGGAGCUUCUUUUCAGACAAGAAAACCACAACAACCCGCGUCGGAUCCUAACAUCUCCAAGUCAUUGUUAUUUUUGAUCCGUGUUUCUCGAGCACACACACACACACACACACACACACACACACACACACACAAGGGACUAAAGGCUAUUGCCAUGGUUCAUUUUCCAAUUUUAGAGCUACAUACUUAAUGUUUAUUUAAAGAUGUAUCUGUUUGGUUUUACAUCUUCUAGGCGUGUGUAUGGAUUAAUAUUCAUAUCCAAGAAACGAUAUUUUCAGUGGUUAGGAAGCAAACCUCUUAAUUUAUUGUGCAGGUGUGUUUAAUUUUUACACUGCUUUCUUUAAUUGUCCAAAAAAAGGGGGCUACUUAACACACACUUAGCACUGCAGAUCUGUUAAUGAGCGCAUGUUUGGGGCCGCUGAAAGAUCUGAUUCUUUGUGGUGCUUAGAAAUCAGCAGAAGUAUUAGAUGAGUAUCAUCAGAUAUUUUCAAAAGCACGCUAGAAACGCACUGGGAUAACCUCGUUAUUUGAAACGGAGCCUGUUUUCAUACUUUCAGUUUAGUACUUUGCGUUUGGAUGCAAAUGUUCAGUCUUUAUUUGGGUUUUUUAUUGAUCUGAAGACAUUCUUUUUGUUCUGUCAUCCGUUUGCUGUGGCUCUGCUGUUACAUUCUUAAUGGAAGCUUGUUUUUGAACAGCUGGAUUUUUGUCCCAUAAUUUGCAGAAUGUAUAAUUAAUGAACAGCGCAUUAAAAAAGAAAAUUAAUAAGGACUGAAGUGUAGUCCUAUAUAUUGACUGAUUUAUGUAUGAAACAAAAACUGAAUGGUGGUCAUACGAAUGUUAUUUGCUCACAGGUGAAGUUGACAACGUAGUCACUCCAGAUGGUUUGGCAUCGAGUUUGAGCAGGUUUUUGACUGUGUAAAUACAGUCCUUUUUCUGAGUAUACACUACCCUGCUGUUUCAGGCGUGCCUGUCAUCAGAUGUAAGGUAGUGAUCAAGUGUGUUCAGGAACACUGCAUGGUAGUGAAUCUCACUGACUACCUGUAUAUGAGAAAAGGAACUUCAAGUCUGUGGCUGGAGAGCUUUAUUUGUUCGACAGUUUAGAAUUGAAGCUAAUACGAUUGCAGCUGCAUGCGUCAAAUGAUCGUCAGAUGCAGCCACCGAUUGGAUCUAAAUAAAUAAGCUAAAUAAAAGCACCAGUUGGUGUGAGUUUUUGUGUUUAGCUAAUAUGUAAACUUUUCUGAUGAUAUACUUGGUAUUUUGUGUUUAAAAAUAUAGUUUGCAAUGAUUAUAAUUUAGACUUCUAAUAAAAAUGAUUCGUAUCAUAAGGCCUGUUGGUUUUAAGUGUGGGUUAAGUAGCAGGUUUUACUUUUUUCAUAUAUGGUUGUCUAAAGCAUUGUGGUCACAGUUUUUUUUGUUUUUUGUUUUUUACUGUCUUCACAGGAACUAUAUUCUGUGCGUGCUAGUGUUUGCCUUGGGUUCCCUUUUUUCUUCCAUUUUCACUUUUUUCUCCAGUAAUCAUAUUAUUUCAAGAUACUCUUCAGAAUUAAAAAAUUGACAUUGUUUAACUACAUCCAGUGAAAAAAAAGAACAGUGAUAUCUUAUGUACAAAAUGAAUAAAUCUGGAACACGUGAUCUCGUCUUGCCGGUCUCUUGGAUGUCGUGUGAAUAGUGUGGUUGUACUGCUUUUCUUUUACCACCAGGGGGCAAUGUGUGCAAAUAUAGAUUAAACUUCUAAGAAGA
Messenger RNA from Silurus meridionalis, 2541 nucleotides. It is a transcript of the gene tmed7, whose product is annotated as transmembrane p24 trafficking protein 7. The coding region runs from base 202 to 852 and encodes 216 amino acids. Lineage: Eukaryota; Metazoa; Chordata; Actinopteri; Siluriformes; Siluridae. The transcript is spliced from 4 exons. Gene Ontology annotation, cellular component: COPII-coated ER to Golgi transport vesicle; Golgi apparatus; endoplasmic reticulum-Golgi intermediate compartment. The record is from RefSeq and is a predicted model, not a curated record. Gene Ontology annotation, biological process: intracellular protein transport; Golgi organization; endoplasmic reticulum to Golgi vesicle-mediated transport.